Bombyx mori (domestic silkworm) is the source of this 3118-nucleotide messenger RNA. RefSeq lists its product as uncharacterized. Gene Ontology annotation, molecular function: oxidoreductase activity; copper ion binding. The transcript is spliced from 9 exons. NCBI's taxonomy places the organism in Eukaryota, Metazoa, Arthropoda, Insecta, Lepidoptera, Bombycidae. Bases 925 to 2709 code for a protein of 594 amino acids. The record is from RefSeq and is a predicted model, not a curated record.
CAGAUUGUCAUUCAAUUCUUUUUUUUUUUUUUUUUUUAAGAGAUUUUAUGACCUGGUAACUAAGACCUUUAAGUCAUGUCUUAUUUUACUUUAUAUUCUUAAUUUUAUGAAAAAUGAUAAUAUGGAGUGAAAUGAAAUGAAGAUGAUUAAUUUGAGACAUUAAUCAACUGGAAUGAAAUUUAAUGAAAUUAAAUGAUAUGGGAUGAAAUAUAAUCGCAGUAAAAUGGUGGUCAUUUACUGAGAUUUUUUCAGUGGACUUUUUGGAGGAACCUGAGAAGUUACGUCCAGCAGCUUUGUUUCAUUUUCCCACAUUUGUGCACUUUCACAGAUAUUAAACAGUUAAUAAACCACCAUUAUUACACAUUUAAACCUGAAGAAACACUAAAUAGACAAAAUAAAACAAAUCACACAACUUCACUCCUCGCGUUCCCGCCAAAAAGUCCUCAUUCAAUUCAUUUUCGGAAUAAAACGCAGAUUAUCAAAAAAAAAAUUCAAUUAAAUAGCACAAAGAGGAUUAAUAUAACAUUUAGUGCUACUCUUCUUUGUUUUUUAUAGGUCUCAAAAGUCCUCGUGCUUUGAAUUCCAAAUCAGUUUGAAUGCGGAAGCAAGUAAAAGUUGUUUUAGCUAGGAUUUGUCAGAUAUGCUAUAUAUUUAAAAUGACUGUAAAACAACCUGUGAACCAUUACCACAACUGUUAAAUUUCCAACAAUAUUUCAAUACGCGAUACUUACUGAGGAAACGUUAAGUGAAAGAGCUGAAUUUGGUUUCUGUGGCAGAGAAACAGCGCGGAGGCUCAAGCUUCGCUAGAAGUAAUAGUGUUCUGUGGGCUCAAGCCAGUUUGCCUCGGCUCACACCGAGAAUCACUCGUGUUUAAUGUAAUGUUUUUACGUCAAUUCGUUAGAAAGGCGUAGUGUUGUGCCCAUAAUGAAAGUGUUUAUUUUUUGUUUAUUUAUUUUUAUUAACAUCAGUAAUAAUGGAAAAGCAUCGUUGGAGAGUUUCGCUCCGAUGGCGACGAACCUCCUUUUUGAAGACACCACCAAGAAUACGGAUCGAUCGUGUCACCGACCUUGCAAGUUCAACGUGAAACCGAGACGAUGUCAGUACAAAAUUAAUAUCGAACCAUCCAUAAUGGAAGAUGGAACUCCUGCACUAACCAUGAAUGGAUUAAUCCCGGGACCUCCAAUUGUCGCUUGCGUCAAUGAUAUAAUAAUAGUGGAAGUGACCAACAGAAUCCCGGGCCAGGAUCUAGCGAUUCAUUGGUAUGGUAUAGAACAAAAAGGAACACCUUAUAUGGAUGGUGUUCCUAUGAUAACACAAUGUCCCAUAAGUUACGGAAUGACAUACAAAUACGCUUUCAGGGCUUCGUCUCCUGGUACUUUCUUCUAUCAUGCAGACUCAGUUACUCAUCAAAGCGAUGGACUGUACGGGUCUCUGAUAGUCAAUCAACCUCAACCUCUGGAGGCUCAUUCGAAUUUGUAUGAUUAUGACAGGAGCGAAGAAACAACGGUUCUUAUUGCCGCCAAAUUCGAUCACUUCAUUACCGGGAAUCUCGAAGACUUAAGUCGUUUGAAACCGUAUUCUCUAAUUGUGAAUGGCAAUGAAGAAAGUUCUAAAUUCUUCGUACUACCAGACUACGCGUACAGAUUGAGGCUUAUUAACGCAAUUGCUAUUGAAUGUCCCAUUGUAAUGAGCAUUGAUAAACACGAUGUUGUGAUCAUUGCCACCGACGGAGAACCAGUCAAGCCUGUAUCCACGAGAAAGGUUCAACUGUAUCCGGGUGAACGCAUGGAUGUCGUGGUUAGAGCAGACCAGCCAAGCAACGGAUACUGGAUAAGAAUCAGCGGACAAGGAGUCUGUGGCGGACUCAGUAGCAAAUCUAUGCUCAUAUACUCUGGAUUCAACUAUACUUCUAUGUUACAAAAUCAGGAUGAAAAAUUGCAAGACACCGAAUUGGAUGAAAAUACGCCAGCGUUAAAUGGACAAGCACUGGAAUCGAUUCGCGACGAUUCUUUCAGUUCCGAUAUUAAAUCGAUCUAUUUAUCGAUUGACAGAAAGAAGCCUGUUAAAGAGGAAAAUGAUUUCAGAUACAUCAGUGAUGCUAUUCCAAAGAAGGCUUACUAUCCAGCUCCACUAUUUCUUCAAGACAAAGGUGUAGUACAAAUAAAUGAGAAGAGUUUUCUUUACCCGAACGCUCCAAUUUUACUGAAGCCUCGGGAAAUUAAAGACAAUUUGAUUUGUAACGUCGGGGAUGAGAGCAAGCAAUUGGAAAUACAAUGUAUACAGACGGUGGAAGCUGUCGUUGGAGAUAUGUUGGAGAUAGCUUUAAUUAAUGAAGGAAAUGGAAGUGAUGAAUCCUAUACUUUCCACAUGCACGGUUUUGGCAUGAAGGUGCUAGCAACGGGACAUAGCCAAGAUGGAAAUCCCUUGACGAAAGAGAAGUUUAUUCAAUUGGACAAGGAGGGGAAACUAAUGAGGAAUCUACAGAGCCCUCCUAUCAAAGACACGAUAUCCGUUCCUAAUAAGGGUUUCGUAAUAGUCAGGAUCAAACUAAACCGCGGAGGUAGUUGGUUACUCGAAUGUAGAGCUUGUUCUGUUUCGUCUCUACCCACAGCAGUCCUGAUAAACGUUCCACAGGCAUUACCCACAUCCAUUGUGGAUUCAUUACCAAAGUGUGGCAGCUAUAGACCUCCCGAUGUUUUACUUAAUUAGUACCAAAAGACUGAUAAUUUAUUGUGCUCGAGAAUGAUUAGUAAGUGCCUUAAUCGGUUUUUACUGAAAUUUGUAAUAUUUAAGAAUGGAUGUGAAUUUAAGUUAUUCUAUACAUCUUUUACUUUAACUAAACAAAUGUAACUUAAUAUAUGACGAUAUCAUUGUGAUAUCAAUUUUAUUUUACCUUCUAAAUUUAUCGGACUCUGAGAAUUGAAAAAAAAUUAAGUGGUUUUAGUGCAACUCAAAAAUACUCAAAUAUAAAAUAAUUAUAUUUGUGAUGUGAAUUACUAGAUCGAAUGUAAGGAAUUCUAAUUUAAGGUUGAUUUUUUAUUUUUAUAAAUUUAAUAUAACUAACUAUUUACCUAUGAGUGUAGAUCUAUGUUUUGUAAAAUAAAAAACUUUGAUGUGA